AUGUACUUGGCAGCUCAUAUAGCUUGCUGGUUGUGUAUCUUUGUUUUUCCAGAUGGUGAUGCCAUGUCGAUUAGACCAACCUCUUUCAAAAUGGCAAGUUUGAUGGCGUGCAAACAGAAAGUUGCCCUUACAGCUCCAGUUCUAGCCAGCAUCUACAAAGGGUUGAACACUAUCUCUAGUUCUAUGGAGCCUUCUCUUGUCCUGGUGACGCUACCCUUUCAUUUCAUAUAUGGUUGGAUAGCGCUCUAUUUCAACACUCACAUUCCCCUUCCAAGAAGCCUUGGUGUCGCCAAGAUGACUCUAUACUCAGGCGAAGGAGCUGCGAAGUAUUAUCUGCCUAUUGCGUGCCGCGAACGAAUUCAGUCGUACAAUUCGAUUCGCUGGAAUUGUACCACAUUCACCAAGGAAGAUGACAUUUUCCAUGUCGAUGGUGAAAAUACAAGAGAGAUUGAGCAAUGCUUCUUCAUGGCUAUUCGUUCGAGUUUUUUGGUUCGCCGGCUGGAUGACCACUUCAUCGUGGAGUCUUAUGGUCCUCACCGCUUCAGCCGUCAAUUUAGCUAUUACCAAAUCGUACCCAGCAGCCUUACUCAGAACAUUCGAAGGACAUCUUUGGAAGAAGGUCUCAACCUUUGGCGCAUGUGUUUGCUGCACAGAUCACGAUCAAGGGCAUGUUUUCCACGAUCUUCUUUGGACAUGAAGAUACAUUGUUCAGUCGACUAUAAGACUUGGUGGGAUAGGACGUACAGAUUUUCUUUUGAAAACAAAAUCUCUUCUCCGGCUCAUAUCACUUUUAAAAGAAAAGAUCAGGAAGAAGCAAUCAACUCCAAAGAUGGAAAGAGGAAGGUCGUCUCUACCACCCUUAUAGCUGAUUCUGGUAGUAGCAAUUCUGAGCGUAAUUGGAAAAAGAAGAGAAUUGCGGGGUCCUCAAAACCGGCCGAGGAUCACGUUGAGGAAGAGCCAACUCUAGUGGAUGCCGAUGUGAACAAGACUUUGAAAGAAGUGUUUGGAAAUAAUCUUGAGAAGGGCUCACCAAUCGACUGUGUAUCCAUUGAAUCCAAUAAGUCAAACGAGAUUCCUUGUCUUGCUAAACAAUCCCGCCCCCGACCAAUGCCAUCAUGUGGGGCGCCUUCCGAGUUCAAUGCCACACGCAUGAUUGAUGAUGAACUCAAGUCGUGCUGCAGGAUCAUCUGGGGAAAGCUUCGUGACAAGGUUGAGAGAACCAAAGUCGAGUUUCUAUCGGCGCUUGAAGACGAGAUACGGAGUGGCAUUUCCCGUAUGAAGAUUAUUUGUGGUCUUAACCUUUCCAACCUUGAAGAUAGUAUUGAUGAACUAUUCUCCAAAGCCACCGCUUUUGAUAAAGUAAGGUCGGCUUCUCAUGAGAUCAAUGAAGGCCACACACUCAAAGUUCGAGAGGUCAAGGUUUGCCUUCAAGAGAAGUUUGCCAAAGAGAAGAAGGAUGUUGCGAAUUGUGAUGCUUUAAAAACGGAUCUUGAUGAGUUGGAGAAACGCAAGAAAGAAUUGUUGGUGUCUUUGGAGCAGCGAAGCUUGAUACUCAAGACUACUCGUGGUGAGAUCAAGGUACUCAAGGAAGACCUGGCCAAGCUUGAAGAGGCUUCGAGAAAUGAUGAGGUCUUGAAGAAUUUGGAAGCCUUGAAGCUUUCACUAGAGUCUAUGCAGCAGAUUUUGAGAGAUCAAGACCCUUUUGCUUAGUAUAUUGCAUUUUUAUCAUUCCUCUUUUGAUGAUUCUCAUUUGGUUUGUCAUGGAUAUUUUGACAUCUUCUCCCAAUGCUUGUGCUUCUUUUGAUGACUUGAUUUCUUUGCUAUUUUGGAAUGAAACGUCUUUGGCUUCACAUAA
Molecule: messenger RNA, 1855 nt
Organism: Salvia miltiorrhiza (redroot sage)
Lineage: Eukaryota; Viridiplantae; Streptophyta; Magnoliopsida; Lamiales; Lamiaceae
Exons: 2
Coding region: 1-1710 (569 amino acids)
Source: RefSeq, a predicted model, not a curated record